Westerdykella ornata is the source of this 1138-nucleotide messenger RNA. Its product is annotated as phosphoribosylaminoimidazole-succinocarboxamide synthase-like protein. The transcript has 2 exons. Gene Ontology annotation, molecular function: phosphoribosylaminoimidazolesuccinocarboxamide synthase activity. Gene Ontology annotation, cellular component: cytoplasm. Gene Ontology annotation, biological process: 'de novo' IMP biosynthetic process. The record is from RefSeq and is a predicted model, not a curated record. NCBI's taxonomy places the organism in Eukaryota, Fungi, Ascomycota, Dothideomycetes, Pleosporales, Sporormiaceae. Bases 53 to 985 code for a protein of 310 amino acids.
GUCUUGAACAUGCAUGAGAGUUAUUGCUCCCUUCUCAAUCCACCUUGCAGCAAUGAGUUCCAAAGCCCUUGUCCAAGUGGACCUCCAAGGCAAGCUGCCGCGAGUAGCAUCGGGCAAGGUCCGAGACCUCUAUGAAAUUGAUAACAAAACGCUGCUGUUCGUCGCGAGCGACAGGAUAUCAGCGUACGAUGUCAUUAUGGAGAAUGGCAUCCCCGAGAAAGGCGCAAUCCUGACCGCUGUUAGCAUAUACUGGUUCAACUACCUGACGUCCAAGAUCCCCGGCCUCCGGACCCAUUUCCUACGCGCCAAGUUACCGGAAGCGCUCGAGUCGCUGCCUGCAGAUGUCAAGGAUACGCUGCGACCGCGCAGCAUGCAGGUGCGGAAACUGGAGGUGUUCAAGGUGGAAUCGAUCGUCCGGGGAUACAUUACGGGCUCUGGAUGGGCCGAGUACCAGAAAUCCGGUACCGUGUGCGGCAUCAAGCUGCCUGCUGGACUUGUCGAGGGUCAGAAACUGGAGAAGCCGCUGUGGACGCCGAGCACCAAGGCAGACUACGGCGAGAAGGACGAGAACAUCAGUCCCGCGCAAGCAGCAGAGAUCCUCGGCGCGGACUUCGCCAGAGAAAUCGAGCGCCUGAGUUUGGAGAUUUACACGGCGGCUGCGCAGCGCGCGGAGGAGGUCGGCAUCAUUCUCGCCGACACGAAGUUUGAGUUUGGCAAGGACGUGGAGAAUGGGGAUAAGGUGGUCCUGAUUGAUGAGGUGUUGACGCCGGAUAGUAGUCGGUUUUGGCCGAAGGAGACGUGGGAGGCGAAUCUGGGCAGGGCGCAGCCGAGCUUUGAUAAGCAGUAUUUGAGGAAUUGGUUGACGGAUAAUGGGUUGAAGGGGAAGGAAGGAGUGACGGUGCCGGAGGAGGUGGUGCUGGAGACAGCGAAGAAGUAUAAGGAGGCAUAUGAGAGGUUGACAGGGCAGAAGUGGAAGGGCUCGUAGAGAGUGGUUGUUUGAAUACCUCCCUCUGCUUUGUACUAUGUGACUUCUAGAUAUCCGUAGACAUUUUCUUUCAAUGUAGGUUGCCUCACAAACAGGGGAAUGAUGUGGCUGACAUGCAUCCUUCAAUGAUCUGCGCUAGUCCCGAUCCGGACC